AUGAAGACCCAAUCCGUCCUCUUCGCCCUCGGCAGCAUGCUCCUUGCCGUCCAGGACGUCUCCGCCACCUGCUACGGCUCCGGCGACAAGUGGCCCAACAAGGAACAAGCCCGGCGAUUCGUCAUUGACGCUUGCAACAACAACGGCGGAAUGUUCACCGGCACCUACUGGAAGGGGCAAACCAAGGCCAUGUGCCCCAAAUCCAACGGGAUGGGUCUGCUCUUCGAGGUCCAGAACCUCACCCCCAACGAGGGCAACUCCGAUCUCAACAACAACGAAUGCACCAUCCGCUUGGAAAACGAGAUCAAUGGCUGUGAUAGGGGCGGCCAGUCGACUGUCAGCGGUUGGCGCUUCCGGUAA
Sordaria macrospora k-hell is the source of this 360-nucleotide messenger RNA. RefSeq lists its product as uncharacterized. NCBI's taxonomy places the organism in Eukaryota, Fungi, Ascomycota, Sordariomycetes, Sordariales, Sordariaceae. The record is from RefSeq and is a predicted model, not a curated record.